AUGGGACAUGUCUCUUCGAAAAUCAUCUUAUCCGAGGCAGAGCGGGUGUAUAACAGCCUCGAUGUGAAGAAUCGCGGUUACAUUACGGUCAUGGACCUGAUGCUGUAUCACCACGGGGCUAACAAGCGCAAGGCCAAAUUUCUGCAAAAGGUCUUGCAGCACAUAUACUCAGAGUCCAUGACAAAGGAGUAUAAGCUUCCGAAACAAGACUUUCUGAAGCUAUUUGUAGCAAAAGCUACUAGUGAGAAAAAGCUGUCUAAUAGAGCCAUCCUCUGCGAUCGAUUUACUGAAAACUUUAAUCGCAGCGUUAAGAAAUCCAGGCCCACAGCACAUGCUGAUACCGACCUCAGCUCUUUGUGGUCUUACUACACAGAUAAUGGAAGCGUCUCAGCUAAUAUUGUCCACCGCAUUAGGAGCGUUGCUUCAGAUACAACUAAUAAAGAAGCAGGGAUGCUUUCGCAAUUUGGGCUAAACUCUCGGUCUUCUCUCCAUGUCAUUUAUAGACCUGAAUUCUUUACUGAAACAGUCACAAAGCAAUUUGCCACCGGAGACGAUCUCUCCCGGAUCAUUGAUUACCUCUCUGCGGCAGGCAUUGACGUGGGGCUCACACUGGGCUCUUCGUUCAGAGACAUGAUCCAUCCCCCUGAGCUCGACUGUGGGCAAACCCCCAAGGAAGCAGACACCAAAGAUAAAGAGGAGGACAAAGAGCACCAUGUAGCCUCGUUGGUCAUGCGCGAAUAUGAUUACACCAAUACAGGAUACUUGAAUGAGCACGAAUUCAGCCAUUUCAUCCAGGAAAUUCGUCGAGAGGUCGAGGCCCAUCAGGUCUUUCUGGGUACAAACAUACGUUAUGUAGGUCAAUACAUUACAGGGAAGACAUUGGGAUUUGGAAGAGGAGGGAUUGUUAAGAUAGCCAUUCACAGAAGCUUCUUGACCGCAGAUAAGGCCGGACGUUUUCCAUCUACAAGAAAGGGGGCACUAGGUCCAGAGGCAGGGAUGACAAUUAGCAAAAACUAUGCAUCAGCAAAGAGCUUGAGUGCAUACAUCCCUACUAGGAGUGCAGGGAUGGUAGAGGCGGAGCUGCGACCUCGGAGUAGAGCAAAGCCUGGCCGCAAGCAAAGCAACAGAAAAUCGGACGUGUCUACACACUCAUAUGCUAAGUCAUCUGCCGAAAAUGUAUUUGAUGUGCCUUCUGUGACACUAGAUGUCGAAAAGACGCAGUCAGAGGCUAUGUCUACCAAUCUCCAGAUGCCAACUGUGUCCACUAGCGAGUUUGUCACUACUCAGCCCCCUCAGCCAAUCAAUCAGGAUGACGUGCCAGCCUCAGUGCAGGUUGCAUUAAAGCUCAUUCCUAGCAAACCAGUGUCUAGCUUGCUUUCCACUCUAGCCCCAACUGUGAUGCGGAAGAAGACGGCAACUAGGAAAAAUAGAGUCGUGUCCUCGGAUACGAAGACAGAAACUGAUGGAAGUUCUACCGAGUGUAAAGAUUCCUCUACUAACUUCGACACCUCUCGUGAGGCAGUUCCUUGUCCGGAACCAGUUGCACUGGAGCGCCUCACAGGGCAUCAGAACAUCGUCGAGCUGAUGGACAAGUUCGUGUACGUUGAUAUGAAGGGUAACGAGUGGGAGGCUAUGGCACUGACGCUUUGCGGCGGCGGGUCGCUCAAAGAAUAUCGAGCGAACACAGUGGUGACAGAGCCAAUGGCACGGUACUUCUUUUCGCAAAUAAUGUCUGCCGUUCUUUAUAUGCACCUGCACGGGGUGGCACACAUGGAUCUCCGACUGGAGAACUGUCUACUCGAUAAUAAUGGAUGUGUGCGGCUUUGUGACUUCGGCAAUGCAAUGUCCUUUAGUAUGGACGAGGAAUCGAAGCAGGCUAUAGACACUGUUCGCAGGGGUAUGGUGGCCGGUACCCUCGCCCACAUGCCGCCCGAAAUGCUGCUCCUGCAAUCUGACUACUCGGCAAGGAAGGUGGACAUCUGGUGCUGUGGGCUGAUACUCUAUGAGCUCCUCACUGCAAAGCCUGCGUUUACUGUCGCCAAGUCUAUGGAUGGGUGUCACUCAGACACCGAACUUAGCAAGAAGCUCUGCUCCAAUAUUUGUAGCAUGAACUACGAGGCUUUGGGGUUCAAUUAUAGCGCAGAAGCCCGGGAUCUCUGCUCCAGAAUGAUGUCUUAUGACGCUUUGGAGAGACCAGACGCCUACGAGAUACUGCUACACCCAUGGCUUCAACAGGAGAUGAUCAAACCAGCCCUUGCAAAGGGAAUAUUGAUCCUUGAUCCUGCACCUCCAGUUGUAAAAGUGCAGCAACAUCUAGAACAGCUUUUGUCCCUUGAGAAUAUUGAAGCGAAGAAACCCAAGGAUAAGAAGCAAAAUCAACAACCUAUACGACUUAUAUGUUCUCACAAAGCAACGUCUGUCGUCUUCCUCAUCUCGGGGGAGACGAUACACUCAUCCGACAAGCUUAACAAUGAUGACAUUGAACUGGGGUAUUUGUAUGAUAUAAUGCAGUCUGCCUCCGGAGGAACGGUAGCAGAGAAUGAGUACAUACGCCGCAUUCAGACUCACGAGACUGUCUUCAAACUCACUUUCUAUUUGAAGGCAGGACUCAUAUGGGAGUUUCAGCGCCUUUUUCGACGAAUAAGAUACUGCAUGCUGAACGCCUUUGCCAGCACGGCUACAGACGAUAAAGCCAAUACCAACUCCGUGACAUCGUCUGCAGUCGACGAUACUCCUGUCUGUGUGCGGAUAGAUGGGCGAGGAGGAUUCGUCUCCUGA
Messenger RNA from Giardia duodenalis, 2778 nucleotides. Its product is annotated as Kinase, CAMK CAMKL. The transcript has a single exon. Gene Ontology annotation, biological process: protein phosphorylation; intracellular signal transduction. Gene Ontology annotation, cellular component: cytoplasm. Lineage: Eukaryota; Fornicata; Diplomonadida; Hexamitidae. The record is from RefSeq and is a predicted model, not a curated record. Bases 1 to 2778 code for a protein of 925 amino acids. Gene Ontology annotation, molecular function: ATP binding; protein serine/threonine kinase activity.